CACUGAAAAGUUUUGCGGUCACAAUUGUUUCCAGUUCAAAACGAAAGUGUAAAAACUGAGCGCCAUUUCUUUUUUUUUUAACUUUUCUGAAGGAUGAAACCAUUUGGAGUAGAAUUAGUCAUUGGCGCACUGUCCAUUGGCCUCAAUUAUGGAGCUACUUUUAAGUUAACAACUACAUCUCUUUUGAAGGAUCCUAUACCAACAUUGUCCACAGCCGUACCUGCAUUAUUUUUGGGUCAUAUUAUGCUAAUUGUGUUGUCCAACGUCUUGAGAGGAACUCCAAACAAAGCCUUGAAAUCAGUAGGCUAUAGUAUUUUAGCUACUUUACUUUCAACCGGUGUUUUACACGUAUUGACAGUUUUGUUCGGUGCACCUUUAAUAGAAAAAAUUCCAAACACAUUCUUGUUCUCCUCGUAUUUAUCAAUUCUGACUAUUAUGCCCUGUUUCGAAGCACUUGAAGAGAAUACAUGGAUUAAAGUAUUUUUGCAGCACAGCCCCACAACUACUUCAGAAAUAUUUGCUUAUACACAAGCUGUUUGCGCACUUUCUGGUGCAUGGAUUGGAGCAAUUGUUUUACCUUUAGACUGGGAUAGAGAUUGGCAAGCAUGGCCAAUUUCUUGUGUUAUCUCGACUUAUGUUGGGCAUGCUGUGGGCGUCAUGGCAGCUUUGGUGUGGUCAUCAGUGAAAGCAUUAUUUGGUAAAAAGAAGAGCGAAUAGAAUAUGAUUUUUUAAUAACUAUUAUAUAUAUAAAAAAAAAAAAAAUUAAAAAAAAGUGAAGGAGAGCGGCUACAUG
Messenger RNA from Mucor mucedo, 793 nucleotides. Its product is annotated as GPI biosynthesis protein Pig-F. The record is from RefSeq and is a predicted model, not a curated record. The coding region runs from base 94 to 717 and encodes 207 amino acids. Gene Ontology annotation, cellular component: endoplasmic reticulum membrane. Gene Ontology annotation, biological process: GPI anchor biosynthetic process. The transcript is spliced from 4 exons. NCBI's taxonomy places the organism in Eukaryota, Fungi, Mucoromycota, Mucoromycetes, Mucorales, Mucoraceae.